AUGGAAAGAAUAGCUGAUCGACCACGAAUAAAAAAUGGGAUUAAAACUAAUCAAGAUUUUAUCGGAUAUUGGCAAGAAUGGAAAAAUCAUAAUGUAACAAAACUUAUAAAGAUUUUAUGUGGUGAGACUGAAGCUAUUUUACAGUGUUGUAAAUUUUGGCAAGAAGCUUUUGUGUGUUGUAUGUAUCACUUUGGUCAAGAUUAUGAUAUAACAAAUAUACCUUCUAUAGUUAUAAAAUGUUUAAAGAAAUAUCCAAUAGAUCCGAAUAGCUUGAUAGAUAAUGCCUUGUUUAAAUUAUUGUUAGGAGAGAUAAUUCCAGGGUUAGGAUAUUGUGAAUUAAUAGAUUCCUGGUUGGCUGCACAUUUGGCUGAUAUUCUAAGCAAAUUUAAUAUAAUACCUAAAAAUAAAAUUUCAGCCUUUUCAACUGAGCUCCGAGAAUAUUAUCUGUUAAAUUAUGCAGAACUAUUAAUACACAAUCAAGUAUUAUGGCAAUUAGGAUUUGAAUAUUUAGAUCAUUGUGAAAUGCUUGGAGAAUCAUAUUUAUCAGAGCUUAUUGUUAAAGUUCCUAUUGAUUCAGAAAGAAAAGCAGCCAAAUUGUUAAAUAUUUGUAAAGCCAAAAAUUUAAAAGCUGAAGCCAGAAUUAUUUUAAAGGUUAUGGGCAAGAAAUGUUUAAAAAAUCAACGAUAUUCGUCAUCAAUCUUAUACCUUAUGCAAGCAGGUGAAACAGAAAAGGAAUAUGAACACGCAGGCAAAGAAUUAAUACAAUUAAUAAAAUCACAAGUAGCACCUAAAGCUUAUUGGCCAGCAUUGUUAGUCAAUGCGAUUCCUUUAUUAAAAUUAGAUAUACAUGAAAUUUGGCGUAUUUUACAAGAAAUUAUAGGGCCAUUACAACCUAUAGAAUGUUUAUUAACAAUUCAAAAAAUAAUGAAAUGGCAUAAUCAAACAAAUGAAUAUGAAACAUUGGAUGAGGAAUUAUCAAUUAUUCCUUAUUUAUGUACAAAAAAUAUUUCUAGAUUGUAA
Messenger RNA from Entrophospora sp. SA101, 1020 nucleotides. The record is from the annotation of a GenBank genome assembly. Lineage: Eukaryota; Fungi; Glomeromycota; Glomeromycetes; Entrophosporales; Entrophosporaceae.